AUGCAAUUAAGACGCUCAUCAAGAUUAAAGAAGCAAAUUUCUGAUCAACAGGUAGAAAGUAUAGACAAAAAAGUAACAAAGAGGAAUACUGCCAAAACUAAUUCAAAGGUAAAGUCUACUAAAAAGAUUGAUGAAGAAAAGGGUUUGGAUGGAAAAGGUAAUGUCUCUGUGGUUGAAUUGCCUAAAGUUCUGGAAAUUGGUGAUGAAAUCCCAGAUUUAACGCUUUUAAAUCAAGAUAAUAAAGAAAUUUCUUUAAAAGACAUCGCUGAAAAGAACAAAAUUAUUAUUCUCUUUGCAUAUCCAAGGGCGUCAACACCAGGUUGUACUCGUCAGGUCUGUGGAUUUCGUGAUAAUUUCGAUGAUUUAAAGAAACAUGCUGCAGUAUUAGGUAUAAGUGCAGACAGUGUUAAUGCACAAGAAAAAUUUCACAACAAACAACAGUUACCAUAUGAUCUUUUGAGUGAUCCGAAAAGAGAAUUAAUUGGUCUUCUUGGUGCUAAAAAGACUCCAACAUCUGGUAUCAUUAGAUCAUAUUGGAUUUUUGCUGAUGGUAAAUUAAAAUUUAAAAAAAUUAAGGUGUCACCUGAAGUUAGUGUUUCUGAGGCAAAGGAACAUAUUAUUGAAUUAACAAAGACUAUUAAGGAUGAGUAA
Molecule: messenger RNA, 651 nt
Organism: Arxiozyma heterogenica
Lineage: Eukaryota; Fungi; Ascomycota; Saccharomycetes; Saccharomycetales; Saccharomycetaceae
Gene: DOT5
Product: thioredoxin peroxidase DOT5
Exons: 1
Coding region: 1-651 (216 amino acids)
Biological process (GO): cellular response to oxidative stress; cell redox homeostasis
Cellular component (GO): cytoplasm
Molecular function (GO): thioredoxin peroxidase activity
Source: RefSeq, a predicted model, not a curated record